Molecule: messenger RNA, 2441 nt
Organism: Psammomys obesus (fat sand rat)
Lineage: Eukaryota; Metazoa; Chordata; Mammalia; Rodentia; Muridae
Gene: Ppm1d
Product: protein phosphatase, Mg2+/Mn2+ dependent 1D
Exons: 7
Coding region: 1-1455 (484 amino acids)
Biological process (GO): protein dephosphorylation
Cellular component (GO): nucleus; cytosol
Molecular function (GO): protein serine/threonine phosphatase activity; mitogen-activated protein kinase binding
Source: RefSeq, a predicted model, not a curated record
AUGGAAUAUGAUGAGAGUGAAUAUAACCACAAUCCAAGUGUGUACAGGAUUCUGUCCAUAAACAAACUGCCAAAUACAACCAAGCUGGAUACUCUGGAAAGCUUGGCAGAAAUAGUUUUAUCAUCAGAAUGGCCAAAGACUAUGACAGGUCUUCCCAGCACGUCCGGGACAACUGCCAGUGUGGUUAUCAUACGGGGCAUGAAGAUGUAUGUAGCUCAUGUAGGUGAUUCUGGGGUGGUCCUUGGAAUUCAGGAUGACCCAAAGGAUGAUUUUGUUAGAGCUGUGGAGGUGACGCAAGACCACAAGCCAGAACUUCCCAAGGAAAGAGAAAGAAUUGAAGGACUUGGUGGGAGUGUGAUGAACAAGUCUGGAGUGAAUCGUGUGGUUUGGAAAAGACCUCGGCUCACUCACAGUGGACCUGUUCGAAGGAGCACAGUCAUUGACCAGAUCCCUUUCCUGGCUGUAGCAAGAGCACUUGGUGACUUGUGGAGCUAUGAUUUCUUCAGUGGUAAGUUCGUGGUGUCACCUGAACCAGACACAAGUGUCCAUACUCUUGACCCCCAGAAGCACAAGUAUAUUAUCCUGGGAAGUGAUGGCCUUUGGAAUAUGAUUCCACCUCAGGAUGCCAUCUCCAUGUGCCAAGACCAGGAGGAGAAGAAAUUCUUGAUGGGUGAGCAUGGACAAUCCUGUGCCAAAAUGCUUGUGAAUCGAGCCCUUGGCCGCUGGAGGCAGCGCAUGCUUCGAGCAGAUAACACCAGUGCCAUCGUAAUUUGCAUCUCUCCAGGAGUAGACAAUCAGGGGAACUUCACUAACGAAGAGGAGCUCUUUCUGAACCUGACUGAUAGCCCUACUUACAACAGCCAAGAGACCUGUGUGCUGACUCCUUCCCCGAGUUCUACACCGCCAGUCAAGUCACUGGAAGAAGAUCCAUGGCCACGGCUGACCUCUAAGGACCAUAUCCCUGCCCUUGUUCGUAGUAAUGCGUUCUCAGAGAAAUUUUUAGAGGUCCCAGCUGAGAUAGCUCGAGGGAGUAUCCAGACUGUAGUGAUGACCUCAAAAGAUUCAGAGGCCCUUGAAGAAAAUUGCCCCAAAGCUCUGACUUUAAGGAUUCAUGAGUCUUUGAAUAAUGCCCUGUCAGUUGGCCUCGUGCCAACCAAUUCAACAAAUACCAUCAUGGACCAAAAAAAUUUAAAGAUGUCAACUCCAGGUCAAAUGAAAGCUCAAGAAGUUGAAAGAACCCCUCCAGCCAAUUUUAAAAGAACAUUAGAAGAAUCCAACUCUGGCCCCCUUAUGAAGAAGCACCGUCGAGGGAGUGGGGCCCAGGCUUCCAGCCUCCCUGCAGCAUCCCAGCGCCGGCACUCUGUCAAACUGACCCUCCGGCGCAGACUCAGGGGCCAGAAGAAGAUUGCAAAUCCUCUCCUACACCAGCACCGGAAAACUGUGUGCGUGUGCUGAGAUGGCCUGGGUAAUGGGAAUCUCCCUACUUAGGACAUGACUUGAGGGCUUUUAAAACUUGGUGCCAGAGUUGAACUUUUUUUAAGGGGACAAAAAAAUAAAGAGUAUACAGUUUGACUUUCUGGAAUUUCACAGUUUUAUCCUGGCCUUGUACUUGCCUGUAUUAUAAAUGUGAAUUUUGUAGAUGUAGGGAAUAAGUUGCUGUAAAAUGUGUGUAAAUUUGUAUCCUUUACACAAGUUCAGUCUCUGACUCUGACACAGUAAUUGUCACAGCAGGGCUAAUGUUGGAGAAUCUGAGAAAAGUCUCUAAGAUUUUAAACAUGUGUUUAAACUUUUUAAAAUGCUUAUUAUACACUUGUAUACACCACUUGUGAAGAACACGUGACUUUUUAAAGAAAAUUACUAAACAAACUGGAAAGGUGAUGUAUUUUCAUAGUGAUCUGUGCUCCACCUAAUGUUUCCUAGGGACCAGUAGUGUCUUUUAAAAAUUAUAUCUUAUUUCCCAUUUCAUAAUCCAGAACUAAACAUUUCAUAGGAAAAGCAUUGAGCCAUGCUGAUGUAGCUGAUUUAGUCUCCCUGCCCCUCUGACCCUAUGCAGUAUCUAACUUCAGUAGCAUUUCUCUAGACCAGUGCAUCUCAUGUGCUUACUGACAUCUCUGGUGCAGAAGGUGUGUUUGCCUGAUGCACCGUCAUUCUUCCCAGACCGUUGGCAUCAGGAGGUACACUCUCUUCUAGUGUUUGCUUAAAAUUCGUGAAGUUUUCUUGCUAUUUCAAUAACAGAUGGUGCUGCUAAUUCCCAUCAUUUCCUAAAUUAUUUUAUAUCAUACAGUUUUCAUUGACUAUGUGAGUAUGUCCAUCUAAUAAAUCAGUGAACUGUUGCUCUUAUGUUGCUGGCGUUUUGUUGGUGAUUCUUCAUGGUAGGUACUAACAGUUGUGUGAUACAACUUUGCUUUUUUGACUUUUGAAAUACAUAAAAUACUCAUUUU